Penicillium samsonianum is the source of this 894-nucleotide messenger RNA. RefSeq names its product carbonic anhydrase. The transcript has a single exon. Lineage: Eukaryota; Fungi; Ascomycota; Eurotiomycetes; Eurotiales; Aspergillaceae. Bases 1 to 894 code for a protein of 297 amino acids. The record is from RefSeq and is a predicted model, not a curated record. Gene Ontology annotation, molecular function: zinc ion binding; carbonate dehydratase activity. Gene Ontology annotation, biological process: carbon utilization; cellular response to carbon dioxide; cellular response to oxidative stress. Gene Ontology annotation, cellular component: cytoplasm.
AUGGGUGCUGCGAGACUCACCGGGCGAACCGGUCUCAUUGCGCGUGCACUGCGGGACUCCUGGUACUCACCGGGUUCCCUGAUCACGACUCAGUCUCGAGUGACGCGCGGCAUGACCGCUGUGUCUGCGCCUCACACCAAGCCCUUCUCAACCUCCACACCCUUCUCCUGCGCCAGCAACCAAAGCACCGGCGCAGCAUCACCCUCGAGCUUGGACACACGUCCCAAACCCAAGACCCAGACUGACAUCGCUGGUGCGGAUCCCACAGAUCGAUAUGCAGCAGGCCUGCGCCUGAACAAGGAAUGGGCUGCACAGACAGCCCGCAACCACCCCGAGCUCUUCCCUGCCCUCGCCUCCGGCCAAAAACCGCAGAUUUUGUGGAUCGGGUGCUCCGACUCUCGCUGCCCAGAAACCACCUUCCUGGGCCUGGAGCCCGGCGACGUCUUCGUGCAUCGCAAUAUCGCCAACGUCCUCCACCCGGGUGACCUCAGCUCCUCCGCCGUUAUCGAAUACGCCGUGCAAUAUCUGCGCGUCAACCACGUCGUGGUGUGCGGGCACACUUCCUGCGGUGGUGUCGCGGCCGCCAUGGGCAACAAGAACCUGGGUAUCUUGGACCCGUGGCUGUUUCCCCUUCGUCAGCUGCGUGAGCGCAACCUUGAGCUUCUGCAGUCCAUGACCAGUGAAGAGGCGGCGUCGAAGCUGGCCGAGCUGAACGUUCGCGAGGGCUUAAAUAUCGUCAAGCAGAAGAGUGUUGUUCUGAAUGCCAUCCAGGAGCGGGGACUGCAGCUCCAUGGCUUGAUUUAUGAUGUUGGAUCGGGUGUGCUCAGUGAGCUGGACACUCAGGACUCGGAGGAGGUUAUCAGGGCUCGUCUGACGGCUUUCCAACUGGAGUGA